This is a messenger RNA of Porites evermanni, 537 nucleotides long. The record is from the annotation of a GenBank genome assembly. Lineage: Eukaryota; Metazoa; Cnidaria; Anthozoa; Scleractinia; Poritidae.
AUGUCAAUGCUCUGUCUUAGAUCUACUCCGAUUGAUUCACAGUUUCCGUCCCCUGCUGAAUUAGUGUAUCAGUGUAAACUUCAAGCAAAUCUUCCUGUUAGGGUGGACAAUCGAAUACCUGAUAAAGACAAAAUUGCCCAGCGCUUGACAGAACGUCAGCAGUCCAUGAAACACUACUAUGAAUGGAAUGCGCAUGAUCUAAGUCCCCUGACACCAAGGCAACCUGUACGCAUACAGGACCAAGCUACAAAGAAGUGGUUACCAGGAAUUGUGAGUUGUGCAAGACCUGAGCCCCGGUCAUAUGAAGUGAACACUCAAUCUGGUUCAAUCUUUUGCCGUAAGAGGCGCCACCUUCACCCGGCAAACACAGGUCAAGUUGUGAUUAGCUCCAAAGAUGAGCCUGCAAUCGCCGAGUCUGAUGUCCCUGUUGUUGAACUCUCUUACGAUGUUCCGGUGUCUACUAAGGCACUGCACACCGUUGUGUCCAGUCUUGCAAGAGAUGUUGGUCUCACUUCUAGAUCCCCCUGCGCCAGUUAG